AUCGCAGACUGACGACUUCUCAGAGACGGGGUUAUUUUGAAGGCGCUUCCGGUGGUUUAGGCGCGCGAGUUUUUCUGCGCUGUGAGUGCGGCCUGCCGCGGGUUGGCUUCAGAGGCUCAGAAAGCUCGGAGCGGGCCGGUCGCGUCUUCGGCAUCCAUACCAGAGGGAGCUGAGCAAAGACGCGCGCGUGCACGUGACAUCCACCUGCCUCGGGUGCGCGCUGCCACUUUUCCGCAACUUUCUUAUUGCCGCUGCGCGAUGACGUCACGCCAGCGGAUGGUCAUCGCCACUGUGGGCUUGCUGUUGUUGCUGCUUGCACAACACGCACGAGGACAAGUUUCAUCUCCGAGAAGGUUCCGAAGCAAAGUGCUCAGUUCCACUGAACUUUUGGUGUCCUGGAAGGAGCCCAAAGGUCCCAUUGACGGAUACGUGGUGGCCUAUAGCACGGAGCCUGAUGGCAAGGACACCGAGAUGGUCAUGACCAAAGAGGACGUCGAGCUUUUGAUUGACAGUUUUGACGCCAGCAGAGAUUACGCCUUCAGGGUGUUCGCCACGAGGGGGGCGCUCAGGAGCAAACCGCUGCUAGGCAAGCACCAAGCUCAGCUGUCUGGACAGGAAAGGCUUCAGUCCCAAAGUUCACAAGAUGGCGGGGAGGCACAUGUCAACGCCAUUACCGAAGGCGAGGAAAGGUUCAAGUGCGGCACGUCGGCUUCUGCCGACGUGGUCAUCCUGGUGGACGGUUCGUGGAGUAUCGGCCGAAGCAACUUCAGGCUGGUCAGGAGCUUCCUGGAAAACCUGGUGCGGGCGUUCGCGCCGGACGGCGACCGGACCCGCGUAGGCUUGGUGCAGUUCAGCGGCGAGCCGCGGGUGGAGUGGCACCUCAACAGCCACCGGACCGAAGCGGCCGUCGUGGACGCCGUCAGGAACCUGCCCUACAAAGGCGGAAACACCCUGACGGGUUUGGCGCUGACCUUCACACUGGAGAACAGCUUCAAAGCGGAAUCGGGCUCCAGAGCUGACGUUCCCAAGGUGGCCAUCCUCAUCACGGACGGGAAGUCGCAGGAUGACGUGGUGCCGCCCGCGCAGACCAUGAGGGACGCCGGCAUCCAAGUCUUUGCUGUCGGCGUGAAGAACGCGGACGAAGGGGAGCUAAAGGCCAUCGCGUCAGCGCCUGAGGAGACGCACGUGUACAACGUGGCCGAUUUCGAUGUGAUGAGCGACAUCGUGGACGUUUUGACCAGAAGCGUCUGCGGCACGGUGGAGCGGGUGGCAGCGGAAGGAGGUCCUGCCCCCCCACCUGAAAGUCCAGCCCCACCCCGCAACUUGGUGAUGUCAGACAUCACAGCUCGUAGUUUCCGGGUGACGUGGACGCCGCCCGCCGGUGAGGUGGAACGUUACCGUGUGGUCUACUACCCUGCGAGUGGAGGGAGGCCAGAAGAGAAGGUGGUCUCGGGUUGGGAGCGCAGCGUCCUGCUAGACAACCUGAACUCUUUGAGCGAGUACCAAGUGGCUGUGUUCGCCAUUUACCGCAACGCCGCCAGCGAGGCCCUGCGAGGAAGCGCCACCACGCUGGUCCUGCCCACCGUGGAGAGCUUGGAUCUUUCGGAACCCACCCACAACACGAUGAGGGUCCGAUGGAGCGCCGCCCCUGCCGCCUCGGGGUACAUGAUCCUCUACGCGCCACUCAGCCAGGGGGAGCCCGACGACGACAAGGAGGUUAAGGUGGCAGCGGACGUGCGAGAGGCGGAGCUGGAGGGUCUGACGCCAUCGACGGAGUACACCGUGACAGUGUACGCCAUGUACGGCGAGGAGGCCAGCGAUCCCGUCACCGGCCAGCUCAGCACACUGGCACUUCUCCCGGUGACUGGUCUGCGACUGUCGGACGUGGGCCAUAAUUCAGCCCAACUCAGCUGGGACUCCCCCUACACAAAGGUGAUUGGCUACACCGUAGUCUUUGCCAGGAGUGACGGCGUGGAAAGUAACCAGGUGGAGGUGGGCCGCGUUACCAACUGGUCGCUAAACGACCUUAGCCCCCUGACUGAGUACACGGUGGGCGUGAUCGCAGCCUACGACGUGGGACGGGCAGAGCCGACCACCCAGAGCUUCUCCACAGGGAACGUUCCAGAACCUCUGGAUGUGAGGAGCCACGACGCCUCCGCUACCAGCUUCCAGUUGUCGUGGCGGGCCCCUGCUGACGACGUGGCGCUCUACCGCCUGGCGUGGGCGCCCUUGGACGCCGACCAAGAUGGAGCCGGUGACAGCGGAGAGGUACUGGUCGAUGCAAACAAAAACACUUAUUUGGUGAGCGGACUCCGCCCCUCCACCGACUACGAGGUCGUACUGAGCGCAACCUAUGGGAAUGAGGUGGAAAGUGAACAGGUGGUGCUGCUAGAAAAAACCGUGGAGAGAACAACUACUGCUGCAACUACCACCAUUGCAGCUCCUCGUUACGGGGUACGAGGCCUGACCGUCGAUGGCGAAACCACUUCAAGCCUGAGGGUGUCGUGGCAACAGGUGAACGCCCAUGAGGUCCGCCAUUACCGCCUCAGCUACAGUGGUACAGAUGGCAACUAUGAGACGAGGACGCUCCCGUCCACGCAGACCAGUCUGCUUUUACAGCCUCUAUUGGCAGACAGCCAGUACAAAAUAGCCGUCACGCCAGUUUAUCUGGACGGAGACGGACCUACUGUCACGGCAACUGGACGGACACUCCCACUGUUGCCUCCCAGGAAUUUGCGCGUGUCUGAGGAAUGGUACAAUCGCUUCCGGAUCAGCUGGGACCUUCCCAGUUCUCCCACGACGGGCUUCCGUGUAGUCUACCAGCCUCUGUCGGCCCCCGGAUCUGCCCUGGAGACGUUCGUAGGUGAGGACGUGAGCACCAUGAUGAUCGUCAACCUUCUAAGUGGCACUGAAUAUGGCGUGAAGGUCCUGGCUUCCUAUGGCGGCGGAUCAUCCAGCGAGGCGCUGUUGGGUCGGGCCAGGACGUUGCGGCUGGCUGUGACCGACCUGAGUAUUUACCAGCAGACGACGAGCAGCAUUUGUGCUCGGUGGCAGCCCCAGAGGCACGUUAGUGCCUACAGAGCCGUCGUCUUCAGCAGCGAUUACAAAAAAGAUGCCAAGCUGAGUGCGGGAUCCUCUCAACACUGUUUCGACAACUUGAGGCCCGACACACCACACAAAAUCAGCGUUUACGCACAACUGCAGGACGGAACUGAAGGGCCAGCCGCAGCCGCGACCGGAAGGACUCAAGCCGUCCCCACGGCUGCGCCAACAACGCCACCGACCACCACCCCGCUCCCUACAAUUCCUCCUGCUAAAGAAGUCUGUAAGGCAGCCAAGGCCGACCUGGCGUUCUUAGUAGACGGUUCCUGGAGUAUCGGUGACGACAACUUUUUGAAGAUCAUUGGUUUCUUGUUCAGUACUACUGGAGCGCUUGACCAGAUUGGACCUGAUGGCACGCAGGUCGCCAUUGCUCAGUUCAGUGAUGACACACGCACCGAGUUUGCGUUGAAUGCCUACAAUGACAAGGAGCGCCUCCUGGAAGCCAUCAAUAAAAUCUCCUACAAGGGAGGAAACACCAAGACGGGACGCGCAAUCCAACACAUGAAAGACAACAUCUUCACGGCAGAGGGCGGUGUCAGGAGAGGAGUCCCCAAGGUCCUGGUGGUUCUCACCGAUGGUCGAUCGCAGGACGACGUCAACAAGGUCUCCAAGGAGAUGCAGAUAGAAGGCUUCAUUGUCUUCGCCAUCGGUUUCGCUGACGCGGACUACGGCGAGUUGGUAAGCAUCGCCAGCAAACCCAGCGACAGGCACGUUUUCUUUGUGGACGACCUAGACGCCUUUAAGAAGAUCGAAGAGAAGCUGGUGACCUUUGUGUGCGAAGCUGCUACGGCCACCUGUCCUUUGGUGGCCAUGAAUGGUGGCACAACUCCGGGCUUUCGUAUGAUGGAGCUGUUCGGGCUGCUGGAGGAACGCUACAGCAACCUGGCUGGCGUUUCCAUGGUACCCGGAACCUUUAACGCAUUCCCGUGCUUCCGACUGCAUGGUGACGCACUGCUGGCUCAGCCAACCAGGUUCCUCCACCCUGAAGGUCUUCCAUCAGACUAUACGAUCACACUGCUUUUCCGGCUGCUGCCCGGCACCCCCCAGGAACCUUUUGCACUCUGGGAGGUCUUGGACCAGGAUCACGAGCCAUUGGUUGGUGUCAUCCUUGACAACGGUGCGAAGACAUUGACCUUCUUCAAUAACGACUACAGAGGACACUUUCAGACCGUCACCUUCGAGGGUUCGCACAUCAAGAAACUUUUCCACGGAAGCUUCCACAAGCUUCACUUGGUGAUCAGCAAGACAAGUGCCAGCGUGCUGGUCGACUGUCAAGCGGUGUCUACCAAGGCCAUUGAAGCGGCGGGAAACAUCACCACGGCCGGGAUGGAAGUUCUGGGAAGGAUGGUUCGCUCCAGAGGGACCAAAGACAACUCGGCACCGUUUGAGCUCCAGAUGUUCGACAUUGUGUGCAGUACCUCGUGGGCCUCCAGGGAUCAAUGCUGUGAACUUCCGGGUUUGCGCGACGAGGACAAGUGUCCUGCCAUGCCAAAGGCCUGCACCUGCACCCAGGACAGCAAAGGUCCCGCAGGACCUGUCGGACCACCGGGUGGGCCGGGAAUACGAGGAGCCCGAGGUGAACGUGGAGUUCCAGGGCCAGUGGGGCCGGCUGGAGCUGUAGGUGAGCCCGGAGUACCGGGACCCCAGGGGUCUCCAGGGCCACUUGGGCCCAGUGGUCGCUCCAUAAGGGGAUCCCCGGGUCCUCCGGGGGAGCAAGGUCAGAAAGGAGAGUCAGGUCAACAGGGUCUGCAGGGCGUGGCGGGCCGAGCGGGCGUUCCUGGUAGAGAAGGACUUCCCGGCUCCCGAGGGCUGCCGGGCAAAGAAGGCCCCCCCGGCCGAGCGGGCCCCACUGGAACUAUUGGAACUCCAGGAGCCCCGGGUGCACCUGGAAGCACAGGACCCCCAGGAAAUCAAGGGGAACUGGGUCCGCCGGGUCCUCCAGGAACCAAGGGUGACAAAGGUGAACGGGGCGACCUACAGUCCACGGCCACGGUGCAGAACAUCGCCAGGGAGGUGUGCGAGCAGCUGAUCCAGAGUCACAUGGCUCAGUUUAACGCCCUCCUGAACCACGCGCCCAGUUCGUCGGUGACCAUCCGCACCGUCCCGGGACCGCCUGGGGAGCCCGGUCGAAAUGGUUCCCCGGGGCCGCAAGGGGAGCAAGGUCCCUCUGGAAGGCCGGGCUUCCCUGGACAAAACGGCCAGAACGGGCAACCUGGAGAACGAGGCCCCGCAGGCGAGAGAGGUGAAAAGGGAUCUGCUGGCGUGGGAGUUCAAGGCCCCAGAGGACCUCCGGGACCUCCCGGUCCACCGGGCCAAGGCAGACCCGGCAGCCCGGGGCCGUCAGGAAGACACGGAAAUCCGGGCACGCCGGGACGUCCUGGCGUGCCCGGCCCUGUGGGCUCUGCCGGACCUCCCGGUUACUGCGAUCAAAACUCUUGCGUGGGUUACAACGUCGGAGUCCAACUGCCGUCCAACAUCUUCCCCAACUACGGGGAAGCGGAGGAGGAAGACCCUUACCGCUACUACCAGCCUGACUACCCGCCACCUCGGCCCGUCCUGGACCCGGAGCUGGACAAUGAGCAUUCGGAACCGGAGGCAAGCCACCUGGAUGAGGGGGUGGGGUCGGAGAGGAGAAACAGGAGAGGCGGCGCUUGGAAGUGAUGGAGCCGAGUUAGGAGAUCCAGGUGGAGGGAGGGAGUGUAGCUAACACAUGUAAUCCCUGUUCGUGUUUCUUGUUAAACAGAACUUCCUGGAGGUCUCCCCAGAUGAGCCCCCGCCUCCAUGUACGAUCGGCCGCCGUCCAUUAAUGUUGGCCGCUCGGAAAGGGGGUUGUGGGGGGGCUGGCAUUCGGGAAGUCAUUGACCCAACUUGUGGCAGUAAAAGUAAUUUAUUCGGACAAAUUUCUGUCCACUUUGUCAACAUAAUAAAAGACCUAGAGUACAAUCAAAGUGUGAUGUGUCAUGCGCAGGGACAUAAAAAGUGAUUCUUCAAGUCAAGCGCCGCCAUGCCCGCCAAUACAAUGCAGCGUGAUUAUUCAUGUUGUCACCUCUAUCUUUUCAUCUCAAUCAACUCUUCAUAUUCUCACUCCCUGUCUUUAUCUAUUCCUCAUGCUGUCACCUAUUCACGUCUUCAUCUCUUUACGGGGCGAUGUUGGGGGUGUGGACCCAGGUCUCUAAGGGGCCCGGUUUGUUUGACAUUAGGCUUAAUCUUCAAGUUAGCAGGGGUGUGAUUAGUCGGUGAAGUUGGUUUUUAAAAAAAUUCUGUGCAGUUUAUUAAUUGUUUGUUUCAGGGCUCCGGAGUGGCUAAGCUAGCGUGAGUCAAUGGGGUUUGCGAGCAUGCCAAUAAAAAAACAACAUAUGCACGCGUGAGAUUCACCGAUGUGAUGACCUAUGCAAUCAAUUGUGUGGCUAUGUUUUCAGGAUGAAGUUAAUAAAAUUUACCAUUGCAUGUCAGUAACUGUUGUAUGAGGAAUAACAUUUGUAAUCCAGCAUCUCUGCAGGGAACAGGCUGUCUAGGCAAGAAGGAUGGAGUGU
Corythoichthys intestinalis (scribbled pipefish) is the source of this 6635-nucleotide messenger RNA. Its product is annotated as collagen alpha-1(XIV) chain-like. Gene Ontology annotation, molecular function: protein binding. Lineage: Eukaryota; Metazoa; Chordata; Actinopteri; Syngnathiformes; Syngnathidae. The record is from RefSeq and is a predicted model, not a curated record. The transcript is spliced from 47 exons. Bases 259 to 5763 code for a protein of 1834 amino acids. Gene Ontology annotation, cellular component: interstitial matrix.